Messenger RNA from Drosophila elegans, 3247 nucleotides. RefSeq lists its product as uncharacterized. Bases 658 to 3153 code for a protein of 831 amino acids. Gene Ontology annotation, molecular function: protein binding. NCBI's taxonomy places the organism in Eukaryota, Metazoa, Arthropoda, Insecta, Diptera, Drosophilidae. The transcript is spliced from 13 exons. The record is from RefSeq and is a predicted model, not a curated record.
UGCAGCAGAGCCAGAUAUUCUGGCAUUACGUAUACGCCCAGUCUACGUCGAGUUGGCCACGUGUACGGACACGCGGCGCGGUUCGCUUUUUCCGGUGGCAUCAAAUUCGUUACCAACAUCUCAUUACCAAAAACUUCGCGAUUUGGUGUUAAUAAUAAACAGACAAGAAAGGAUUCUGAAAUGUUUAAAGUUUAUUUUUCUUUAAUAUUUGAAUAGAACCUGUUUUUUUUUUGGUUUGUUUUUUUUUUGUACAAGUGCAAGUAAAUGUGUGUGUGUGCAAAGUGUGCCGGCUUGAAAAUGCGCGCCAAAAAUUGAGAAAUUUUCACAAAGCGCAGCGGCAACAAAAACAAGUAAAAACAACACUUUAAAAUCGACCGAAGGAGAUAAACAUAAAUAGUAAUAUAUAUGUAUAUAAAUUAAAUGAUAAUCUGAAGUGCAUAGUCAGGAUUCAGCGAUAUUUUUGGGGAAAUUUAAGGACUGGCACUGGCAAAUUACAAAAUAAAUGGCUUAUGAUUCACAAACGAUCUGUUAAUCGUCUGGAUUUUUGCGUUACGUGUGGAGGACUCUUACUGCGAGCGGAAAGAGAGAAAGAGAGGACGCCAGCGGGUUAGAGGGAGGCGGAGACAAUAAGACUGAAGCUGGCAAACCUUACACAAAAUGCGAAGAAGAAGAAGCACUGGCAGCGCACAACAACCACAGCAGCGGCCACACGAACAGCAACAGCAACAAAAUCAAAGGUUAAUCCCCGACCCACGCUGUUCGCUGCUAAUGUUGCUAAUUGUUGGCCAAGCAGUUUACGCUUCUGCCGGCAGUGAGCUAAUCGCCAAUCGUUCGACGUCAACCGUAGAAUCGCUGACAAUACCGCCCGGCGACCGCCCAUCGAACUUAACCCCUUUCAGAGGAUUUUCCAGCCCCUUUAGGGAGGAGGAUGUGGCCGAGGGCGAGGGGGAACUGGGCGCCUGGGAGGAGGAGCGGCAUGCAAUGACCAUUUCCCGACCGCCGAGGGCGGGACGCAGCGAGCGGCAGGCGGAGGAGGAUCAGGUGGACCGCUGUCGGCUGUUCGUCGAGGGCGAUCCCACCAAGAACGAGCUGUACAGCCCCGAGUAUCCCAAUCUCUAUCCGAAGAACAUCAACUGCACCCGGGUGAUAACAGCGCCAAAGGGACAAAUCAUACGCCUGGACUUUCGCAACUCGUUUAAUAUCGAGGCCAAGGAGGAGUGCAAAUUUGAUUUUCUCGAAAUACGGGAUGGCCAGUACGGCUUUUCCACGCUGAUCGGCAAAUACUGCGGCACCGAUUUUCCGCCAGAGAUCACCUCCAAGGAGCGCUACCUGUGGCUGCACUUCCACUCGGACGAGACCAUCGAGUACACGGGCUUCAGUGCCGUCUACGAGUACAUGGACCGGAAUCGGGAUGCGCCCAGCACGGAUCUCAACUGCACCAUCGACAAGGACGGCUACGAGGGUUUCAUUAACUCCACAGAUGUGCCGGCUGACAUCCGGGAGCAGGUCAUCCGCAACAAAAUCGCCUUGGACUGCAUCUGGCGCAUUCAGGUCAAGGAAAACUGGAAGAUAUUUCUCAAAUUUCUGGACUUCAAGCUGAGCAAGCCGAACGAUUGCGAGACCAACUUUUUGGACAUAUUCCCCGAGCAGACGGUGAUGCCAUUGAGGGUUAAGAACUUUUGCGGUUCGGCGGGCGAGAGUAUUACGGCGGAGUCAAACAUCCUGCACUUGCGCUUUUACGCAGAUCAAAUCGCGAUUAACUCGACAUUCGGCAUUCUGUAUACGGCGUUUCGAGACCGAGGAGCUGCCUGCACCGAGGACGAGUACGAUUGCGAGGACGCGACCUGCAUAUCAAAGGAUUUGAAAUGUAAUCAGCUAGACAAUUGUAAAUUUCGAUGGGACGAAGAGGGCUGUACGGGCGAGGCGGCCGGCCAAUCGGAGCAUGUGGUCAUCAUCGUGAUUGUGUUUGGCCUGAUACUCGGCGGAAUGGUCAUUACGUUCAUCGUCAAUUGCAUACGCAAGAUAAUACGUGAUCAGAAGAUAAUACGCGAGCACAUCCGGGAGUCGAAGGAGAGCAAGCUGGACGAGAUGGGCCACAACUCGAAAGGCCGUUCGAGGGAGAACAUAUCCAGGCAAAAGCACUCGCAGACCUCUCUGCAGAUCCUGGACGACGUCUCGAACCGAUAUUACCGCGAAGCGGUUCCACUCUCGACGCAGUCGAGCAAGGCGGACUUAAAGGAGAAGGAGCACAGCAUUCUGCGCCGCCAUGCGGACAUGACCCAAACCAGUCUCUGCGGAGUGGGCGAGGAUGAUGGGGAGUCCAGCUCGACGACCACCGCCACCCACGAGCUGAUGACAAAGGCGGCCAUGUCGGCGGUACCCUCCAAUGCCUGCGACAUGGGCUGUCAGACGAGGGAAUCGCUGUUUGUCAACAGUCCCGGAAUUGGACCGUCGGCGGGUGCGGGCGUUGGCAUUGGUGUUGCCGUUGGCUUGGGCUUCGCCGUUGCUCCCGGCGGUGGUGUUGCCACGCUAAUGAGACAAAAGUCCAGCUCCUCGUCGCUGGGCGGCCACAGCGGCAAUGGGGGCGGGGCUAUGAUGAUGCCGCCGCCGCCGCCACGCUUCUUUUCCACCUUCGGCUAUGAGCCAUCGGGAUCGCCGGCUGUGGCGACGCUGACAAGGCGCAGCAUGCACCAGCAGCAGCAGCAGCAGCAACAACAUUUGCAGCAGCAGCAACAUCACCAGCUGCCGCGCCAAGAGUCCAUGGAGAUGGAGGAGCGACACAGCGGCCGCUCGCACUACGGCGGACUGCUGGUGACCCCGACGGCCAAGCCGCCGCAGGAGAUCUGCCACCAUCAUCACCAGCACCAGCAGCAGUCACAGCAGCAACAGCAACAUGCACAGCAGCAGCAACAGCAACAUGCACAGCAGCAGCAGCGAAUGCACCAUGCACAUCCGCAUCCGCCGAGUAUUGCCGCCCGCCUGCCCACGAUGAAGGGACACGGCACCAUGGGACAGACAACGAUCCUGCCCGGCGGCAACAAGCAGCAGCAGCAGCAGCAACAUCAGCAGCAUCAGCAGAAGAACGAGGAGUCCAAAGUGUUCAUCGACAUACGGAAUUCAGCACCAGACGUGAUUAUCAUGACGUCCCAUUGACAUUUAAGGAUGGCCCGCCAAUCAGCAACAACAACGGUAGUGAACAGGAGCAACAACAAUAGCAACAACAGCAGCAUCAACAACAACAGCAGCA